Molecule: messenger RNA, 1770 nt
Organism: Cebus imitator (Panamanian white-faced capuchin)
Lineage: Eukaryota; Metazoa; Chordata; Mammalia; Primates; Cebidae
Product: lysine-specific demethylase 4E-like
Biological process (GO): chromatin remodeling
Cellular component (GO): nucleus
Molecular function (GO): histone H3K9 demethylase activity
Source: RefSeq, a predicted model, not a curated record
AGUUAUCUAGAAGACGCCUAAGAAGUUGGGAGUCAGCUGUUUCUUCUGUGCAGCCAUGAAGUCUGUGCACUCUGUUCCCCAGAACACGAGUUGUACCAUCAUGACUUUUUACCCAACCAUGGAAGAAUUUACAGAUUUCAACAAAUAUGUUGCUUACAUGGAGUCCCAAGGCACACACCAAGCUGGCCUCGCCAAGGUAAUUCCACCCAAGGAAUGGAAAGCCAGAAAGACUUACGAUGAUAUUGAAGACAUCUUAGUCACCACUCCCCUCCAGCAGGUGACAUCUGGGCAGGGAGGUGUGUUUACUCAAUACCAUAAAGAGAAGAAAGCCAUGACGGUCGCGAAGUAUCGCCAUUUGGCAAACAGUAAGAAAUAUCAGACUCCACCACACCGGAAUUUUGAAGAUUUGGAGCAACAAUACUGGAGGAGCCACCCCGGUAAUUCACCAAUUUAUGGUGCUGAUAUUAAUGGCUCCUUAUUUGAAGAAAACACUACACAAUGGAACCUAGGACACCUGGGAACCAUUCUGGACCUGUUGGAGCAGGAAUGUGGGGUUGUCAUCGAGGGCAUCAACACCCCCUACCUGUACUUUGGCAUGUGGAAGACCACGUUUGCUUGGCACACGGAGGACGUGGACCUUUACAGCAUCAACUACCUGCACUUCGGGGAGCCCAAAACAUGGUACGCAGUGCCCCCAGAACAUGGCCAGCGCCUGGAGUGCCUGGCCAGAGAGCUUUUCCCAGCCAUUUCCCAGGGCUGUGAGGCCUUCCUGCGCCACAAGGUGGCCCUCAUCUCCCCUACCGUUCUCAAAGAGAAUGAGAUUCCCUUCAAUUGCAUGACUCAGGAGGCUGGGGAGUUCAUGGUGACCUUUCCCUAUGGCUACCAUGCGGGCUUCAACCAUAGCUUCAACUGUGCAGAGGCCAUCAAUUUUGCCACUCCACGAUGGAUUGAUUAUGGCAAAGUGGCUUCACAAUGUAGCUGUGGGAAGGCGAGGGUGACCUUUUCCAUGGACGCCUUCAUGCGCAUCCUGCAACCCAAGAGCUACGAGCUCUGAAAACACAGGCAAGGGCCAUUGCGGAUAACAGAGCCCAGCGUUGCAGAAAGCCAAGAGCUGAGCAACUGGAGGGAUGACGUAGUACUUAGGAGAGCUGCUCUGGGCCUGAGGCUUCUCUCAAACCUCACGGCCAGGUGUCCCACAUGGCCUGUGUCCCCAGGGCACCGUUAAAACCCAAAAGGCCGUGGCACUGAUGCUGUGCCUGGAUCCACAUUCCAAAGCUCUGCAUAUCAUACCCAGACCCAGUCACUUACUCUGGGGACAUCAGCCUGGGUUCUUUUCCCUUCCACUGGAAAACAGGGUUCUUGUGGUCAUGGUCGUCAUCCUCGAGAAAUGGAGGCUGAGGAGACAACUGUCCAGUCUGCAGCCAAGAGGUGCCUUUCAGUGGGUACAGGGAGCAGAGCUCGAGGCCACAAGCCUCGGCUCCAGCUUGCUGAUGAAGAUUUGGUGUCAGACGUGCCUCUUUGAGUGGGGGCCUUCAGCAUCUUGUCAAGGCUUCCAGCUGUUGCUGUGUCCCUGAUCUUCAACUCCUGGGGCCCCCACUAGAUCCUAAUGAACCCAUGCACCCUGGCCCAUGCCUGCUAUCCCUCAACGGCACUUCUAGUAAUUUCCCUGAUGUUGUCUGCAUGACUCCUCCCAAUGUCAUUGUGCCUUUGAUUAAGUUGUCCAGGGACACUAAUGGGGACUGGAAAUCUCUGGUGAACAUGGCCAAGGUU